Messenger RNA from Closterium sp. Yama58-4, 16494 nucleotides. The record is from the annotation of a GenBank genome assembly. NCBI's taxonomy places the organism in Eukaryota, Viridiplantae, Streptophyta, Zygnematophyceae, Desmidiales, Closteriaceae.
AUGUGCUUCUUCCUCUCUUGUCGCUGCCAUGUGCUUCUUCCUCUCUUGUCGCUGCCAUGUGCUUCUUCCUCUCUUGUCGCUGCCAUGUGCUUCUUCCUCUCUUGUCGCUGCCAUGUGCUUCUUCCUCUCUUGUCGCUGCCAUGUGCUUCUUCCUCUCUUGUCGCUGCCAUGUGCUUCUUCCUCUCUUGUCGCUGCCAUGUGCUUCUUCCUCUCUUGUCGCUGCCAUGUGCUUCUUCCUCUCUUGUCGCUGCCAUGUGCUUCUUCCUCUCUUGUCGCUGCCAUGUGCUUCUUCCUCUCUUGUCGCUGCCAUGUGCUUCUUCCUCUCUUGUCGCUGCCAUGUGCUUCUUCCUCUCUUGUCGCUGCCAUGUGCUUCUUCCUCUCUUGUCGCUGCCAUGUGCUUCUUCCUCUCUUGUCGCUGCCAUGUGCUUCUUCCUCUCUUGUCGCUGCCAUGUGCUUCUUCCUCUCUUGUCGCUGCCAUGUGCUUCUUCCUCUCUUGUCGCUGCCAUGUGCUUCUUCCUCUCUUGUCGCUGCCAUGUGCUUCUUCCUCUCUUGUCGCUGCCAUGUGCUUCUUCCUCUCUUGUCGCUGCCAUGUGCUUCUUCCUCUCUUGUCGCUGCCAUGUGCUUCUUCCUCUCUUGUCGCUGCCAUGUGCUUCUUCCUCUCUUGUCGCUGCCAUGUGCUUCUUCCUCUCUUGUCGCUGCCAUGUGCUUCUUCCUCUCUUGUCGCUGCCAUGUGCUUCUUCCUCUCUUGUCGCUGCCAUGUGCUUCUUCCUCUCUUGUCGCUGCCAUGUGCUUCUUCCUCUCUUGUCGCUGCCAUGUGCUUCUUCCUCUCUUGUCGCUGCCAUGUGCUUCUUCCUCUCUUGUCGCUGCCAUGUGCUUCUUCCUCUCUUGUCGCUGCCAUGUGCUUCUUCCUCUCUUGUCGCUGCCAUGUGCUUCUUCCUCUCUUGUCGCUGCCAUGUGCUUCUUCCUCUCUUGUCGCUGCCAUGUGCUUCUUCCUCUCUUGUCGCUGCCAUGUGCUUCUUCCUCUCUUGUCGCUGCCAUGUGCUUCUUCCUCUCUUGUCGCUGCCAUGUGCUUCUUCCUCUCUUGUCGCUGCCAUGUGCUUCUUCCUCUCUUGUCGCUGCCAUGUGCUUCUUCCUCUCUUGUCGCUGCCAUGUGCUUCUUCCUCUCUUGUCGCUGCCAUGUGCUUCUUCCUCUCUUGUCGCUGCCAUGUGCUUCUUCCUCUCUUGUCGCUGCCAUGUGCUUCUUCCUCUCUUGUCGCUGCCAUGUGCUUCUUCCUCUCUUGUCGCUGCCAUGUGCUUCUUCCUCUCUUGUCGCUGCCAUGUGCUUCUUCCUCUCUUGUCGCUGCCAUGUGCUUCUUCCUCUCUUGUCGCUGCCAUGUGCUUCUUCCUCUCUUGUCGCUGCCAUGUGCUUCUUCCUCUCUUGUCGCUGCCAUGUGCUUCUUCCUCUCUUGUCGCUGCCAUGUGCUUCUUCCUCUCUUGUCGCUGCCAUGUGCUUCUUCCUCUCUUGUCGCUGCCAUGUGCUUCUUCCUCUCUUGUCGCUGCCAUGUGCUUCUUCCUCUCUUGUCGCUGCCAUGUGCUUCUUCCUCUCUUGUCGCUGCCAUGUGCUUCUUCCUCUCUUGUCGCUGCCAUGUGCUUCUUCCUCUCUUGUCGCUGCCAUGUGCUUCUUCCUCUCUUGUCGCUGCCAUGUGCUUCUUCCUCUCUUGUCGCUGCCAUGUGCUUCUUCCUCUCUUGUCGCUGCCAUGUGCUUCUUCCUCUCUUGUCGCUGCCAUGUGCUUCUUCCUCUCUUGUCGCUGCCAUGUGCUUCUUCCUCUCUUGUCGCUGCCAUGUGCUUCUUCCUCUCUUGUCGCUGCCAUGUGCUUCUUCCUCUCUUGUCGCUGCCAUGUGCUUCUUCCUCUCUUGUCGCUGCCAUGUGCUUCUUCCUCUCUUGUCGCUGCCAUGUGCUUCUUCCUCUCUUGUCGCUGCCAUGUGCUUCUUCCUCUCUUGUCGCUGCCAUGUGCUUCUUCCUCUCUUGUCGCUGCCAUGUGCUUCUUCCUCUCUUGUCGCUGCCAUGUGCUUCUUCCUCUCUUGUCGCUGCCAUGUGCUUCUUCCUCUCUUGUCGCUGCCAUGUGCUUCUUCCUCUCUUGUCGCUGCCAUGUGCUUCUUCCUCUCUUGUCGCUGCCAUGUGCUUCUUCCUCUCUUGUCGCUGCCAUGUGCUUCUUCCUCUCUUGUCGCUGCCAUGUGCUUCUUCCUCUCUUGUCGCUGCCAUGUGCUUCUUCCUCUCUUGUCGCUGCCAUGUGCUUCUUCCUCUCUUGUCGCUGCCAUGUGCUUCUUCCUCUCUUGUCGCUGCCAUGUGCUUCUUCCUCUCUUGUCGCUGCCAUGUGCUUCUUCCUCUCUUGUCGCUGCCAUGUGCUUCUUCCUCUCUUGUCGCUGCCAUGUGCUUCUUCCUCUCUUGUCGCUGCCAUGUGCUUCUUCCUCUCUUGUCGCUGCCAUGUGCUUCUUCCUCUCUUGUCGCUGCCAUGUGCUUCUUCCUCUCUUGUCGCUGCCAUGUGCUUCUUCCUCUCUUGUCGCUGCCAUGUGCUUCUUCCUCUCUUGUCGCUGCCAUGUGCUUCUUCCUCUCUUGUCGCUGCCAUGUGCUUCUUCCUCUCUUGUCGCUGCCAUGUGCUUCUUCCUCUCUUGUCGCUGCCAUGUGCUUCUUCCUCUCUUGUCGCUGCCAUGUGCUUCUUCCUCUCUUGUCGCUGCCAUGUGCUUCUUCCUCUCUUGUCGCUGCCAUGUGCUUCUUCCUCUCUUGUCGCUGCCAUGUGCUUCUUCCUCUCUUGUCGCUGCCAUGUGCUUCUUCCUCUCUUGUCGCUGCCAUGUGCUUCUUCCUCUCUUGUCGCUGCCAUGUGCUUCUUCCUCUCUUGUCGCUGCCAUGUGCUUCUUCCUCUCUUGUCGCUGCCAUGUGCUUCUUCCUCUCUUGUCGCUGCCAUGUGCUUCUUCCUCUCUUGUCGCUGCCAUGUGCUUCUUCCUCUCUUGUCGCUGCCAUGUGCUUCUUCCUCUCUUGUCGCUGCCAUGUGCUUCUUCCUCUCUUGUCGCUGCCAUGUGCUUCUUCCUCUCUUGUCGCUGCCAUGUGCUUCUUCCUCUCUUGUCGCUGCCAUGUGCUUCUUCCUCUCUUGUCGCUGCCAUGUGCUUCUUCCUCUCUUGUCGCUGCCAUGUGCUUCUUCCUCUCUUGUCGCUGCCAUGUGCUUCUUCCUCUCUUGUCGCUGCCAUGUGCUUCUUCCUCUCUUGUCGCUGCCAUGUGCUUCUUCCUCUCUUGUCGCUGCCAUGUGCUUCUUCCUCUCUUGUCGCUGCCAUGUGCUUCUUCCUCUCUUGUCGCUGCCAUGUGCUUCUUCCUCUCUUGUCGCUGCCAUGUGCUUCUUCCUCUCUUGUCGCUGCCAUGUGCUUCUUCCUCUCUUGUCGCUGCCAUGUGCUUCUUCCUCUCUUGUCGCUGCCAUGUGCUUCUUCCUCUCUUGUCGCUGCCAUGUGCUUCUUCCUCUCUUGUCGCUGCCAUGUGCUUCUUCCUCUCUUGUCGCUGCCAUGUGCUUCUUCCUCUCUUGUCGCUGCCAUGUGCUUCUUCCUCUCUUGUCGCUGCCAUGUGCUUCUUCCUCUCUUGUCGCUGCCAUGUGCUUCUUCCUCUCUUGUCGCUGCCAUGUGCUUCUUCCUCUCUUGUCGCUGCCAUGUGCUUCUUCCUCUCUUGUCGCUGCCAUGUGCUUCUUCCUCUCUUGUCGCUGCCAUGUGCUUCUUCCUCUCUUGUCGCUGCCAUGUGCUUCUUCCUCUCUUGUCGCUGCCAUGUGCUUCUUCCUCUCUUGUCGCUGCCAUGUGCUUCUUCCUCUCUUGUCGCUGCCAUGUGCUUCUUCCUCUCUUGUCGCUGCCAUGUGCUUCUUCCUCUCUUGUCGCUGCCAUGUGCUUCUUCCUCUCUUGUCGCUGCCAUGUGCUUCUUCCUCUCUUGUCGCUGCCAUGUGCUUCUUCCUCUCUUGUCGCUGCCAUGUGCUUCUUCCUCUCUUGUCGCUGCCAUGUGCUUCUUCCUCUCUUGUCGCUGCCAUGUGCUUCUUCCUCUCUUGUCGCUGCCAUGUGCUUCUUCCUCUCUUGUCGCUGCCAUGUGCUUCUUCCUCUCUUGUCGCUGCCAUGUGCUUCUUCCUCUCUUGUCGCUGCCAUGUGCUUCUUCCUCUCUUGUCGCUGCCAUGUGCUUCUUCCUCUCUUGUCGCUGCCAUGUGCUUCUUCCUCUCUUGUCGCUGCCAUGUGCUUCUUCCUCUCUUGUCGCUGCCAUGUGCUUCUUCCUCUCUUGUCGCUGCCAUGUGCUUCUUCCUCUCUUGUCGCUGCCAUGUGCUUCUUCCUCUCUUGUCGCUGCCAUGUGCUUCUUCCUCUCUUGUCGCUGCCAUGUGCUUCUUCCUCUCUUGUCGCUGCCAUGUGCUUCUUCCUCUCUUGUCGCUGCCAUGUGCUUCUUCCUCUCUUGUCGCUGCCAUGUGCUUCUUCCUCUCUUGUCGCUGCCAUGUGCUUCUUCCUCUCUUGUCGCUGCCAUGUGCUUCUUCCUCUCUUGUCGCUGCCAUGUGCUUCUUCCUCUCUUGUCGCUGCCAUGUGCUUCUUCCUCUCUUGUCGCUGCCAUGUGCUUCUUCCUCUCUUGUCGCUGCCAUGUGCUUCUUCCUCUCUUGUCGCUGCCAUGUGCUUCUUCCUCUCUUGUCGCUGCCAUGUGCUUCUUCCUCUCUUGUCGCUGCCAUGUGCUUCUUCCUCUCUUGUCGCUGCCAUGUGCUUCUUCCUCUCUUGUCGCUGCCAUGUGCUUCUUCCUCUCUUGUCGCUGCCAUGUGCUUCUUCCUCUCUUGUCGCUGCCAUGUGCUUCUUCCUCUCUUGUCGCUGCCAUGUGCUUCUUCCUCUCUUGUCGCUGCCAUGUGCUUCUUCCUCUCUUGUCGCUGCCAUGUGCUUCUUCCUCUCUUGUCGCUGCCAUGUGCUUCUUCCUCUCUUGUCGCUGCCAUGUGCUUCUUCCUCUCUUGUCGCUGCCAUGUGCUUCUUCCUCUCUUGUCGCUGCCAUGUGCUUCUUCCUCUCUUGUCGCUGCCAUGUGCUUCUUCCUCUCUUGUCGCUGCCAUGUGCUUCUUCCUCUCUUGUCGCUGCCAUGUGCUUCUUCCUCUCUUGUCGCUGCCAUGUGCUUCUUCCUCUCUUGUCGCUGCCAUGUGCUUCUUCCUCUCUUGUCGCUGCCAUGUGCUUCUUCCUCUCUUGUCGCUGCCAUGUGCUUCUUCCUCUCUUGUCGCUGCCAUGUGCUUCUUCCUCUCUUGUCGCUGCCAUGUGCUUCUUCCUCUCUUGUCGCUGCCAUGUGCUUCUUCCUCUCUUGUCGCUGCCAUGUGCUUCUUCCUCUCUUGUCGCUGCCAUGUGCUUCUUCCUCUCUUGUCGCUGCCAUGUGCUUCUUCCUCUCUUGUCGCUGCCAUGUGCUUCUUCCUCUCUUGUCGCUGCCAUGUGCUUCUUCCUCUCUUGUCGCUGCCAUGUGCUUCUUCCUCUCUUGUCGCUGCCAUGUGCUUCUUCCUCUCUUGUCGCUGCCAUGUGCUUCUUCCUCUCUUGUCGCUGCCAUGUGCUUCUUCCUCUCUUGUCGCUGCCAUGUGCUUCUUCCUCUCUUGUCGCUGCCAUGUGCUUCUUCCUCUCUUGUCGCUGCCAUGUGCUUCUUCCUCUCUUGUCGCUGCCAUGUGCUUCUUCCUCUCUUGUCGCUGCCAUGUGCUUCUUCCUCUCUUGUCGCUGCCAUGUGCUUCUUCCUCUCUUGUCGCUGCCAUGUGCUUCUUCCUCUCUUGUCGCUGCCAUGUGCUUCUUCCUCUCUUGUCGCUGCCAUGUGCUUCUUCCUCUCUUGUCGCUGCCAUGUGCUUCUUCCUCUCUUGUCGCUGCCAUGUGCUUCUUCCUCUCUUGUCGCUGCCAUGUGCUUCUUCCUCUCUUGUCGCUGCCAUGUGCUUCUUCCUCUCUUGUCGCUGCCAUGUGCUUCUUCCUCUCUUGUCGCUGCCAUGUGCUUCUUCCUCUCUUGUCGCUGCCAUGUGCUUCUUCCUCUCUUGUCGCUGCCAUGUGCUUCUUCCUCUCUUGUCGCUGCCAUGUGCUUCUUCCUCUCUUGUCGCUGCCAUGUGCUUCUUCCUCUCUUGUCGCUGCCAUGUGCUUCUUCCUCUCUUGUCGCUGCCAUGUGCUUCUUCCUCUCUUGUCGCUGCCAUGUGCUUCUUCCUCUCUUGUCGCUGCCAUGUGCUUCUUCCUCUCUUGUCGCUGCCAUGUGCUUCUUCCUCUCUUGUCGCUGCCAUGUGCUUCUUCCUCUCUUGUCGCUGCCAUGUGCUUCUUCCUCUCUUGUCGCUGCCAUGUGCUUCUUCCUCUCUUGUCGCUGCCAUGUGCUUCUUCCUCUCUUGUCGCUGCCAUGUGCUUCUUCCUCUCUUGUCGCUGCCAUGUGCUUCUUCCUCUCUUGUCGCUGCCAUGUGCUUCUUCCUCUCUUGUCGCUGCCAUGUGCUUCUUCCUCUCUUGUCGCUGCCAUGUGCUUCUUCCUCUCUUGUCGCUGCCAUGUGCUUCUUCCUCUCUUGUCGCUGCCAUGUGCUUCUUCCUCUCUUGUCGCUGCCAUGUGCUUCUUCCUCUCUUGUCGCUGCCAUGUGCUUCUUCCUCUCUUGUCGCUGCCAUGUGCUUCUUCCUCUCUUGUCGCUGCCAUGUGCUUCUUCCUCUCUUGUCGCUGCCAUGUGCUUCUUCCUCUCUUGUCGCUGCCAUGUGCUUCUUCCUCUCUUGUCGCUGCCAUGUGCUUCUUCCUCUCUUGUCGCUGCCAUGUGCUUCUUCCUCUCUUGUCGCUGCCAUGUGCUUCUUCCUCUCUUGUCGCUGCCAUGUGCUUCUUCCUCUCUUGUCGCUGCCAUGUGCUUCUUCCUCUCUUGUCGCUGCCAUGUGCUUCUUCCUCUCUUGUCGCUGCCAUGUGCUUCUUCCUCUCUUGUCGCUGCCAUGUGCUUCUUCCUCUCUUGUCGCUGCCAUGUGCUUCUUCCUCUCUUGUCGCUGCCAUGUGCUUCUUCCUCUCUUGUCGCUGCCAUGUGCUUCUUCCUCUCUUGUCGCUGCCAUGUGCUUCUUCCUCUCUUGUCGCUGCCAUGUGCUUCUUCCUCUCUUGUCGCUGCCAUGUGCUUCUUCCUCUCUUGUCGCUGCCAUGUGCUUCUUCCUCUCUUGUCGCUGCCAUGUGCUUCUUCCUCUCUUGUCGCUGCCAUGUGCUUCUUCCUCUCUUGUCGCUGCCAUGUGCUUCUUCCUCUCUUGUCGCUGCCAUGUGCUUCUUCCUCUCUUGUCGCUGCCAUGUGCUUCUUCCUCUCUUGUCGCUGCCAUGUGCUUCUUCCUCUCUUGUCGCUGCCAUGUGCUUCUUCCUCUCUUGUCGCUGCCAUGUGCUUCUUCCUCUCUUGUCGCUGCCAUGUGCUUCUUCCUCUCUUGUCGCUGCCAUGUGCUUCUUCCUCUCUUGUCGCUGCCAUGUGCUUCUUCCUCUCUUGUCGCUGCCAUGUGCUUCUUCCUCUCUUGUCGCUGCCAUGUGCUUCUUCCUCUCUUGUCGCUGCCAUGUGCUUCUUCCUCUCUUGUCGCUGCCAUGUGCUUCUUCCUCUCUUGUCGCUGCCAUGUGCUUCUUCCUCUCUUGUCGCUGCCAUGUGCUUCUUCCUCUCUUGUCGCUGCCAUGUGCUUCUUCCUCUCUUGUCGCUGCCAUGUGCUUCUUCCUCUCUUGUCGCUGCCAUGUGCUUCUUCCUCUCUUGUCGCUGCCAUGUGCUUCUUCCUCUCUUGUCGCUGCCAUGUGCUUCUUCCUCUCUUGUCGCUGCCAUGUGCUUCUUCCUCUCUUGUCGCUGCCAUGUGCUUCUUCCUCUCUUGUCGCUGCCAUGUGCUUCUUCCUCUCUUGUCGCUGCCAUGUGCUUCUUCCUCUCUUGUCGCUGCCAUGUGCUUCUUCCUCUCUUGUCGCUGCCAUGUGCUUCUUCCUCUCUUGUCGCUGCCAUGUGCUUCUUCCUCUCUUGUCGCUGCCAUGUGCUUCUUCCUCUCUUGUCGCUGCCAUGUGCUUCUUCCUCUCUUGUCGCUGCCAUGUGCUUCUUCCUCUCUUGUCGCUGCCAUGUGCUUCUUCCUCUCUUGUCGCUGCCAUGUGCUUCUUCCUCUCUUGUCGCUGCCAUGUGCUUCUUCCUCUCUUGUCGCUGCCAUGUGCUUCUUCCUCUCUUGUCGCUGCCAUGUGCUUCUUCCUCUCUUGUCGCUGCCAUGUGCUUCUUCCUCUCUUGUCGCUGCCAUGUGCUUCUUCCUCUCUUGUCGCUGCCAUGUGCUUCUUCCUCUCUUGUCGCUGCCAUGUGCUUCUUCCUCUCUUGUCGCUGCCAUGUGCUUCUUCCUCUCUUGUCGCUGCCAUGUGCUUCUUCCUCUCUUGUCGCUGCCAUGUGCUUCUUCCUCUCUUGUCGCUGCCAUGUGCUUCUUCCUCUCUUGUCGCUGCCAUGUGCUUCUUCCUCUCUUGUCGCUGCCAUGUGCUUCUUCCUCUCUUGUCGCUGCCAUGUGCUUCUUCCUCUCUUGUCGCUGCCAUGUGCUUCUUCCUCUCUUGUCGCUGCCAUGUGCUUCUUCCUCUCUUGUCGCUGCCAUGUGCUUCUUCCUCUCUUGUCGCUGCCAUGUGCUUCUUCCUCUCUUGUCGCUGCCAUGUGCUUCUUCCUCUCUUGUCGCUGCCAUGUGCUUCUUCCUCUCUUGUCGCUGCCAUGUGCUUCUUCCUCUCUUGUCGCUGCCAUGUGCUUCUUCCUCUCUUGUCGCUGCCAUGUGCUUCUUCCUCUCUUGUCGCUGCCAUGUGCUUCUUCCUCUCUUGUCGCUGCCAUGUGCUUCUUCCUCUCUUGUCGCUGCCAUGUGCUUCUUCCUCUCUUGUCGCUGCCAUGUGCUUCUUCCUCUCUUGUCGCUGCCAUGUGCUUCUUCCUCUCUUGUCGCUGCCAUGUGCUUCUUCCUCUCUUGUCGCUGCCAUGUGCUUCUUCCUCUCUUGUCGCUGCCAUGUGCUUCUUCCUCUCUUGUCGCUGCCAUGUGCUUCUUCCUCUCUUGUCGCUGCCAUGUGCUUCUUCCUCUCUUGUCGCUGCCAUGUGCUUCUUCCUCUCUUGUCGCUGCCAUGUGCUUCUUCCUCUCUUGUCGCUGCCAUGUGCUUCUUCCUCUCUUGUCGCUGCCAUGUGCUUCUUCCUCUCUUGUCGCUGCCAUGUGCUUCUUCCUCUCUUGUCGCUGCCAUGUGCUUCUUCCUCUCUUGUCGCUGCCAUGUGCUUCUUCCUCUCUUGUCGCUGCCAUGUGCUUCUUCCUCUCUUGUCGCUGCCAUGUGCUUCUUCCUCUCUUGUCGCUGCCAUGUGCUUCUUCCUCUCUUGUCGCUGCCAUGUGCUUCUUCCUCUCUUGUCGCUGCCAUGUGCUUCUUCCUCUCUUGUCGCUGCCAUGUGCUUCUUCCUCUCUUGUCGCUGCCAUGUGCUUCUUCCUCUCUUGUCGCUGCCAUGUGCUUCUUCCUCUCUUGUCGCUGCCAUGUGCUUCUUCCUCUCUUGUCGCUGCCAUGUGCUUCUUCCUCUCUUGUCGCUGCCAUGUGCUUCUUCCUCUCUUGUCGCUGCCAUGUGCUUCUUCCUCUCUUGUCGCUGCCAUGUGCUUCUUCCUCUCUUGUCGCUGCCAUGUGCUUCUUCCUCUCUUGUCGCUGCCAUGUGCUUCUUCCUCUCUUGUCGCUGCCAUGUGCUUCUUCCUCUCUUGUCGCUGCCAUGUGCUUCUUCCUCUCUUGUCGCUGCCAUGUGCUUCUUCCUCUCUUGUCGCUGCCAUGUGCUUCUUCCUCUCUUGUCGCUGCCAUGUGCUUCUUCCUCUCUUGUCGCUGCCAUGUGCUUCUUCCUCUCUUGUCGCUGCCAUGUGCUUCUUCCUCUCUUGUCGCUGCCAUGUGCUUCUUCCUCUCUUGUCGCUGCCAUGUGCUUCUUCCUCUCUUGUCGCUGCCAUGUGCUUCUUCCUCUCUUGUCGCUGCCAUGUGCUUCUUCCUCUCUUGUCGCUGCCAUGUGCUUCUUCCUCUCUUGUCGCUGCCAUGUGCUUCUUCCUCUCUUGUCGCUGCCAUGUGCUUCUUCCUCUCUUGUCGCUGCCAUGUGCUUCUUCCUCUCUUGUCGCUGCCAUGUGCUUCUUCCUCUCUUGUCGCUGCCAUGUGCUUCUUCCUCUCUUGUCGCUGCCAUGUGCUUCUUCCUCUCUUGUCGCUGCCAUGUGCUUCUUCCUCUCUUGUCGCUGCCAUGUGCUUCUUCCUCUCUUGUCGCUGCCAUGUGCUUCUUCCUCUCUUGUCGCUGCCAUGUGCUUCUUCCUCUCUUGUCGCUGCCAUGUGCUUCUUCCUCUCUUGUCGCUGCCAUGUGCUUCUUCCUCUCUUGUCGCUGCCAUGUGCUUCUUCCUCUCUUGUCGCUGCCAUGUGCUUCUUCCUCUCUUGUCGCUGCCAUGUGCUUCUUCCUCUCUUGUCGCUGCCAUGUGCUUCUUCCUCUCUUGUCGCUGCCAUGUGCUUCUUCCUCUCUUGUCGCUGCCAUGUGCUUCUUCCUCUCUUGUCGCUGCCAUGUGCUUCUUCCUCUCUUGUCGCUGCCAUGUGCUUCUUCCUCUCUUGUCGCUGCCAUGUGCUUCUUCCUCUCUUGUCGCUGCCAUGUGCUUCUUCCUCUCUUGUCGCUGCCAUGUGCUUCUUCCUCUCUUGUCGCUGCCAUGUGCUUCUUCCUCUCUUGUCGCUGCCAUGUGCUUCUUCCUCUCUUGUCGCUGCCAUGUGCUUCUUCCUCUCUUGUCGCUGCCAUGUGCUUCUUCCUCUCUUGUCGCUGCCAUGUGCUUCUUCCUCUCUUGUCGCUGCCAUGUGCUUCUUCCUCUCUUGUCGCUGCCAUGUGCUUCUUCCUCUCUUGUCGCUGCCAUGUGCUUCUUCCUCUCUUGUCGCUGCCAUGUGCUUCUUCCUCUCUUGUCGCUGCCAUGUGCUUCUUCCUCUCUUGUCGCUGCCAUGUGCUUCUUCCUCUCUUGUCGCUGCCAUGUGCUUCUUCCUCUCUUGUCGCUGCCAUGUGCUUCUUCCUCUCUUGUCGCUGCCAUGUGCUUCUUCCUCUCUUGUCGCUGCCAUGUGCUUCUUCCUCUCUUGUCGCUGCCAUGUGCUUCUUCCUCUCUUGUCGCUGCCAUGUGCUUCUUCCUCUCUUGUCGCUGCCAUGUGCUUCUUCCUCUCUUGUCGCUGCCAUGUGCUUCUUCCUCUCUUGUCGCUGCCAUGUGCUUCUUCCUCUCUUGUCGCUGCCAUGUGCUUCUUCCUCUCUUGUCGCUGCCAUGUGCUUCUUCCUCUCUUGUCGCUGCCAUGUGCUUCUUCCUCUCUUGUCGCUGCCAUGUGCUUCUUCCUCUCUUGUCGCUGCCAUGUGCUUCUUCCUCUCUUGUCGCUGCCAUGUGCUUCUUCCUCUCUUGUCGCUGCCAUGUGCUUCUUCCUCUCUUGUCGCUGCCAUGUGCUUCUUCCUCUCUUGUCGCUGCCAUGUGCUUCUUCCUCUCUUGUCGCUGCCAUGUGCUUCUUCCUCUCUUGUCGCUGCCAUGUGCUUCUUCCUCUCUUGUCGCUGCCAUGUGCUUCUUCCUCUCUUGUCGCUGCCAUGUGCUUCUUCCUCUCUUGUCGCUGCCAUGUGCUUCUUCCUCUCUUGUCGCUGCCAUGUGCUUCUUCCUCUCUUGUCGCUGCCAUGUGCUUCUUCCUCUCUUGUCGCUGCCAUGUGCUUCUUCCUCUCUUGUCGCUGCCAUGUGCUUCUUCCUCUCUUGUCGCUGCCAUGUGCUUCUUCCUCUCUUGUCGCUGCCAUGUGCUUCUUCCUCUCUUGUCGCUGCCAUGUGCUUCUUCCUCUCUUGUCGCUGCCAUGUGCUUCUUCCUCUCUUGUCGCUGCCAUGUGCUUCUUCCUCUCUUGUCGCUGCCAUGUGCUUCUUCCUCUCUUGUCGCUGCCAUGUGCUUCUUCCUCUCUUGUCGCUGCCAUGUGCUUCUUCCUCUCUUGUCGCUGCCAUGUGCUUCUUCCUCUCUUGUCGCUGCCAUGUGCUUCUUCCUCUCUUGUCGCUGCCAUGUGCUUCUUCCUCUCUUGUCGCUGCCAUGUGCUUCUUCCUCUCUUGUCGCUGCCAUGUGCUUCUUCCUCUCUUGUCGCUGCCAUGUGCUUCUUCCUCUCUUGUCGCUGCCAUGUGCUUCUUCCUCUCUUGUCGCUGCCAUGUGCUUCUUCCUCUCUUGUCGCUGCCAUGUGCUUCUUCCUCUCUUGUCGCUGCCAUGUGCUUCUUCCUCUCUUGUCGCUGCCAUGUGCUUCUUCCUCUCUUGUCGCUGCCAUGUGCUUCUUCCUCUCUUGUCGCUGCCAUGUGCUUCUUCCUCUCUUGUCGCUGCCAUGUGCUUCUUCCUCUCUUGUCGCUGCCAUGUGCUUCUUCCUCUCUUGUCGCUGCCAUGUGCUUCUUCCUCUCUUGUCGCUGCCAUGUGCUUCUUCCUCUCUUGUCGCUGCCAUGUGCUUCUUCCUCUCUUGUCGCUGCCAUGUGCUUCUUCCUCUCUUGUCGCUGCCAUGUGCUUCUUCCUCUCUUGUCGCUGCCAUGUGCUUCUUCCUCUCUUGUCGCUGCCAUGUGCUUCUUCCUCUCUUGUCGCUGCCAUGUGCUUCUUCCUCUCUUGUCGCUGCCAUGUGCUUCUUCCUCUCUUGUCGCUGCCAUGUGCUUCUUCCUCUCUUGUCGCUGCCAUGUGCUUCUUCCUCUCUUGUCGCUGCCAUGUGCUUCUUCCUCUCUUGUCGCUGCCAUGUGCUUCUUCCUCUCUUGUCGCUGCCAUGUGCUUCUUCCUCUCUUGUCGCUGCCAUGUGCUUCUUCCUCUCUUGUCGCUGCCAUGUGCUUCUUCCUCUCUUGUCGCUGCCAUGUGCUUCUUCCUCUCUUGUCGCUGCCAUGUGCUUCUUCCUCUCUUGUCGCUGCCAUGUGCUUCUUCCUCUCUUGUCGCUGCCAUGUGCUUCUUCCUCUCUUGUCGCUGCCAUGUGCUUCUUCCUCUCUUGUCGCUGCCAUGUGCUUCUUCCUCUCUUGUCGCUGCCAUGUGCUUCUUCCUCUCUUGUCGCUGCCAUGUGCUUCUUCCUCUCUUGUCGCUGCCAUGUGCUUCUUCCUCUCUUGUCGCUGCCAUGUGCUUCUUCCUCUCUUGUCGCUGCCAUGUGCUUCUUCCUCUCUUGUCGCUGCCAUGUGCUUCUUCCUCUCUUGUCGCUGCCAUGUGCUUCUUCCUCUCUUGUCGCUGCCAUGUGCUUCUUCCUCUCUUGUCGCUGCCAUGUGCUUCUUCCUCUCUUGUCGCUGCCAUGUGCUUCUUCCUCUCUUGUCGCUGCCAUGUGCUUCUUCCUCUCUUGUCGCUGCCAUGUGCUUCUUCCUCUCUUGUCGCUGCCAUGUGCUUCUUCCUCUCUUGUCGCUGCCAUGUGCUUCUUCCUCUCUUGUCGCUGCCAUGUGCUUCUUCCUCUCUUGUCGCUGCCAUGUGCUUCUUCCUCUCUUGUCGCUGCCAUGUGCUUCUUCCUCUCUUGUCGCUGCCAUGUGCUUCUUCCUCUCUUGUCGCUGCCAUGUGCUUCUUCCUCUCUUGUCGCUGCCAUGUGCUUCUUCCUCUCUUGUCGCUGCCAUGUGCUUCUUCCUCUCUUGUCGCUGCCAUGUGCUUCUUCCUCUCUUGUCGCUGCCAUGUGCUUCUUCCUCUCUUGUCGCUGCCAUGUGCUUCUUCCUCUCUUGUCGCUGCCAUGUGCUUCUUCCUCUCUUGUCGCUGCCAUGUGCUUCUUCCUCUCUUGUCGCUGCCAUGUGCUUCUUCCUCUCUUGUCGCUGCCAUGUGCUUCUUCCUCUCUUGUCGCUGCCAUGUGCUUCUUCCUCUCUUGUCGCUGCCAUGUGCUUCUUCCUCUCUUGUCGCUGCCAUGUGCUUCUUCCUCUCUUGUCGCUGCCAUGUGCUUCUUCCUCUCUUGUCGCUGCCAUGUGCUUCUUCCUCUCUUGUCGCUGCCAUGUGCUUCUUCCUCUCUUGUCGCUGCCAUGUGCUUCUUCCUCUCUUGUCGCUGCCAUGUGCUUCUUCCUCUCUUGUCGCUGCCAUGUGCUUCUUCCUCUCUUGUCGCUGCCAUGUGCUUCUUCCUCUCUUGUCGCUGCCAUGUGCUUCUUCCUCUCUUGUCGCUGCCAUGUGCUUCUUCCUCUCUUGUCGCUGCCAUGUGCUUCUUCCUCUCUUGUCGCUGCCAUGUGCUUCUUCCUCUCUUGUCGCUGCCAUGUGCUUCUUCCUCUCUUGUCGCUGCCAUGUGCUUCUUCCUCUCUUGUCGCUGCCAUGUGCUUCUUCCUCUCUUGUCGCUGCCAUGUGCUUCUUCCUCUCUUGUCGCUGCCAUGUGCUUCUUCCUCUCUUGUCGCUGCCAUGUGCUUCUUCCUCUCUUGUCGCUGCCAUGUGCUUCUUCCUCUCUUGUCGCUGCCAUGUGCUUCUUCCUCUCUUGUCGCUGCCAUGUGCUUCUUCCUCUCUUGUCGCUGCCAUGUGCUUCUUCCUCUCUUGUCGCUGCCAUGUGCUUCUUCCUCUCUUGUCGCUGCCAUGUGCUUCUUCCUCUCUUGUCGCUGCCAUGUGCUUCUUCCUCUCUUGUCGCUGCCAUGUGCUUCUUCCUCUCUUGUCGCUGCCAUGUGCUUCUUCCUCUCUUGUCGCUGCCAUGUGCUUCUUCCUCUCUUGUCGCUGCCAUGUGCUUCUUCCUCUCUUGUCGCUGCCAUGUGCUUCUUCCUCUCUUGUCGCUGCCAUGUGCUUCUUCCUCUCUUGUCGCUGCCAUGUGCUUCUUCCUCUCUUGUCGCUGCCAUGUGCUUCUUCCUCUCUUGUCGCUGCCAUGUGCUUCUUCCUCUCUUGUCGCUGCCAUGUGCUUCUUCCUCUCUUGUCGCUGCCAUGUGCUUCUUCCUCUCUUGUCGCUGCCAUGUGCUUCUUCCUCUCUUGUCGCUGCCAUGUGCUUCUUCCUCUCUUGUCGCUGCCAUGUGCUUCUUCCUCUCUUGUCGCUGCCAUGUGCUUCUUCCUCUCUUGUCGCUGCCAUGGCCCUCUUCUCCUUUCCCCUCCCUCUCCCGGCGACAUUCGCUGUCUUGAGGACCUCACCUACGCGCGUCGCCGCGCCUUCCUCCAGCACCACCCGCUCCCCCCCUCCAUCCCAUGCCUCUCCUUCCACACGCACGCCUCGCGCGAACCAGCAGUCAUUGCCUCCCUCUCCACCAUCACGCACACUGAAAUCCCCUGGCUCGCGCGCACCUCGCAGAAACUCGCGCUCUCCUUCCCCCUCUCCGCCGCCCUGGCUGCACUCUCUCUCUACCUGGAGAACCGGUACGGUGCGGAGAGUGAUGGGCUCGUGACGCGGGCCGAUGCAGAAGUGCCGGGUUCGAUUGUGGUGCGGGCCAAGAGGAAUAUGGACCAUGGGUUCAUGGUGUUCCCGUCGCUCGGGCAGAACCGCAGGGCGAAUGGCGUGGGGGAGGGGGGAGGGGCGGAAGGGGAAGUGGGGAGUGGUGGUGAUGUGGAGGGUGAUGGUGGUGGUGGUAGCGGUGGGGAUGGGAGUUACAGGAGUGGCACGGGUGGUGAGAGCGAUGGGAGUGGUAAUGGUGGUGGCAGUGGCAGCAGUGGUGGCGGUGUGCUGAGUGGCAGCAAGAGCAUGAGUAACAUCAGCAUGAGCAGUGAUAUGCCACGGGGAGCUAAGGGUGCUGCUGCUGCUGUGGGCGGUGCUGUUGCAGCAGCGGCCACGGGGGUUGCGGAGGGCACAAAGGACAUGAUGGGAGGAGGUGGAGAGGAGGAAGAGGAGGUGGAUGCCACGCCUGCUGAGAUCUGUGAAGCCCUGGGAAUGGCGACCACACCGCGGGACAUGGAACUGCGGCUGGUGAACGGCAUGGUGCUGAAGGUGCAGCUGGAAGAGAUGGCGGGCGGCGUGGGGGAGCGCGUGGCGGCGUUGGAGGCGAUGCUGAGGGGGCAGGGCGACGCCAUGGCUGCCAUGCAGCGCGCCAUAACCCACCUCAAGCGGAUGGCGGAGAAGAGUGAGGUGGAGGGGGCGGGAAACGAGAAUGCGUCGGGGGAGGAAGCGGAGGGCACUGGCGCGCAGCUACCGAAAUGCGCGGGGCAGAACAACGCUUCUUCUGCGCUGGAAGUGGGGGAGGUGAAGGCGCAAGUGGAAGCGGCUAGGGCGGAGGCGCGGGACGCGGCGAGUGAGCUGCGCGGGGAGGUGGGCGCGCUGAAGGCAGAGAUUGCGCGGAUGAGGGCUGCGGCGGAGCAGCAGGCAGCGGAGGUGGCGUACGCGAAGGCGACGGCGCCGCACUCGGAGGCGCGCAUCAACGAGGUCGAGCUGGCGCUCGCUGCGCUCAAGGACGGGCGCGCGGAGGAGCAUGCGGGGUCGGAGAGGCGCGAGGGGAAGAGGCGGAAGAGGGACGACGCUGGGGAAAAUGGGGGGAUGGCAGAUGCGUUUAUUGCUAGUGGUGGUGCGGCUGGGGACAAGCAGGACUUGGCGGAAUGGGAUGGCGUCGGAGGAAUUGUUGACACUGUGGCACAAAGUACUUCCAGGCAAGACUCGCAUGGAGCUCAGCGCCAUUCCUGUUCUCAACGACUCUGCUCUCACACAAGUCGCUACCUUUUCCUCUCUAACAUCACUCAACCUUAA